[Torrubiella] hemipterigena is the source of this 2324-nucleotide messenger RNA. NCBI's taxonomy places the organism in Eukaryota, Fungi, Ascomycota, Sordariomycetes, Hypocreales, Clavicipitaceae. The record is from the annotation of a GenBank genome assembly.
CUGAAUCACUUCUUUAACCGUUUGAUCAAGAUUUAUCAUUCAUAUUGUCUGUAUUCCUUUCUAUCAAAAUUCGAUACGGAGCCGGUUGACGUGAAACUAUGGCAGAUAGCGACGCGUCCCAGCCGUUACUUGGCUCUGAACCAACACACCGUAACGCUCCAGAUGAUGGGCAGCAUGAGACAGACCAUCCUGGCCACUCUCCACCAAACAGUGGCUUUGCUCAAUACCACAGGGUUUUACAAGAGUUCUUAUGCUCAAGAGGGAAGCAUUACAUUGUAAUGGGAGCCGUGGCGCUGGACGUCAUGACCCUGUUAGCCAACAUCUUCAUCCAGCUCAUCGCCUGUGAAAUGCAUCAGGCAGAUGAGCCUUGGGUUAAACGUCUUGUACGUUAUAUCGAAGAUGUGGGUUUACUAUUCAGUUCCCUUUUCAUGGUUGAACUGAUUGCUUGUUUGGCUUGUUUCGGAUUUGGAUAUCUGAGAUCCGGAUUCCAUUUAUUUGAUUCCAUCGUUAUUGUCUUGAGUUUUAUAAUCGAUGUUACGGCCCAUGGACUAGCGGAAUCUAUUGGAUCGCUCGUGGUAAUCCUUCGUCUCUGGCGCCUAGCAAAAAUCUCAGAAGAAAUCAUGCUAGGUGCAACAGAGAGGAUGGAGAUGCUAGAGCAGCAUGUGUACGACGUGGAAGCUGAAAAUAAAGAACUACGUCUUCAGCUGGGACUUAGAGCACAAGAUGGCACCGCAGAUGCCCAAGAAUGAGAAGUUGCCAGAAAAGCUGUGUGAACCAGAAAUAUUGGUAUCAAUUAAAUAUACACAUUGAAUAUGUCUAUAUACCCUAAUAACUAGAUGCCAAUAUGGAUAUUCGCGACUGGGUAGUCGCUUUCUACUAUAGGAGAAAAACGACAAAAAAAGUUCAAACCGCAGGAUGAGACCUCCUGAUAACUCCGCAAAAUGCUAAAUGCUCAUGAUUGCCCAUCAUGCUCCGUCCAGAUCCAUCCAUUCUAUUCGUCAUGUUCUUGAAAAUAAGAGGUAAGCGGCUGCUUCAUAAGAUAGAGCCGGCUUAGGAUAUGAAACGCCAUUACGCAUGUCUGCCUCGCUUGCCGUUGCCAGGGAAGACAUCCUUUCCGAGGCAUCCGCCAAAAAAGUCGUCGAAAUCCAUGCGUCGCUUAGCACCUGCACCGCGGCCUAGAGCGCCCGCAGGUCGCUUUGAAGAGUUGCCGCUGAAGAGAGCCUUUGCUCUUGAUGCAAGUUGUGCCGGGUCGUGAGUUAACGGGUCGGAGAGGUCGAGAGUAGCAAUGUUAGGGUAAGGAUGUGAGGAUUCGAAAGUAAAAUUUUCUUGUGAUGGAACCGUGUAAGAGUAUGGCUCUUCCACGUCAGCCGGCGAGGAGCUAUUGGGGGAUUCUGCGCGGGUGAGGGCAGGAGUUUGGGGUUCAAGCUGCGAUCGUGCCAUUUCGGGAGAAGCGUGUCGGUCUGUCUUUUCCGCGUCGUCUUCGCUUUCCGUGUGUUGGUAUGUUGCAUUUCGCCCGUUUAGUCGUUCAGUUGCCCAUCGUCGUAUUCUCCAGCCUUCGCCAUCGCAAAGACCGAUAUCUUCCUUAUCGAGGAACGACAAGAGGUCCUCGAUGCAGUCUUGGUAUCCCUCUGACCGUGCCCUGGAUUCCGCCAGUGCCGAGGUCUUGUAUAGUUUGGUGACGGACAAGGCUGCUGCCUUGAAAACAUCGAGGAGUUGCUCUGGUGAGUCGUGAUGUGCCAUUUGUUUACUGCUGGAGGCGGGGUUGGAUCCGGAGCCUCUGGUCGAGUCCAUGGCGUGGACAAGUAUGGGGAUGGCAAAUAUUAAUAGUAAUAAUGCGUGUCUCCUAGGAGGUAAUUUAAAGUGGCGUAGCUGGUGCGCGAUGAUAGGAAGUUGUUACGUCGGGGGUCGUGAAGGAAUGCGGCAUCAGGUCUCAGUUGACACGGUCGGGAGUCGGUCGACGCGAGCAAGGGGUCCUUUUGUUGAGGCUAUGGUUUGAUAUUUAUGGUCAAGCAGCAGUCUAGUUGACAAGAUGGUGACUUGUACAACCUGACUUUGUAGCAAAUAGCCUCAACCGUGUCGAAGUUGUUCACUGAACGGUCCAAUAGGGUACACAACAAGCGCCGUGGGGGGAGAUGACUGUAAGGCUUUGCUUGGUUUUCCACGUGAUAGGAGGUCUCAAGUGGAUCACAGAGGCCAUCUGACUAGUUGUUGGGCGCCGGCUUUAGGAGAGCAUUACGUAGAGAACAGAGUGAUGAGUGUUUUGUACGAAAGUGCGUUAUUAAGAGGCAAUGGAUGAUAAAAUACGGAUAAAAACGAAUACAGGA